Molecule: messenger RNA, 10866 nt
Organism: Aquila chrysaetos chrysaetos
Lineage: Eukaryota; Metazoa; Chordata; Aves; Accipitriformes; Accipitridae
Gene: DOCK3
Product: dedicator of cytokinesis 3
Exons: 56
Coding region: 428-6859 (2143 amino acids)
Biological process (GO): small GTPase-mediated signal transduction
Cellular component (GO): cytoplasm; plasma membrane
Molecular function (GO): small GTPase binding; GTPase activator activity; guanyl-nucleotide exchange factor activity
Source: RefSeq, a predicted model, not a curated record
UGUGGCGACGACGGUGGCGACGGGAGCGGCGGCGGUGGCGAGGAGGAGGAGGAGGAGGCUGGGGGCCGCCGAGCUCCGCGGGGCCGCCGCGUCGGCAGGGCGGAUAGCCCGCUGGGGCGGCGGGGCCGCGCUAGGAGAGGCGCUGGGCCGGCGGCGAGCCCCCGCCGGGCGCUGAGGGGAGCGGCGGCUGUUGCUGCCCGGGCGGGGGGCGACCUCCCCCCCGCCCCCCCACCCCACCCCCCUCCGGCAGCGGCGAAGGGACCCUCAGCGCAGCCCCGGCCGGAGCGUGAGGCGGGGGCUGCCGGCGCGGCGGCCCCGCUGAGGCGGGGGUGGGGGGGAAGGAGGAGAAGCCGCCCCCGCUCCAUGAGCGGCUCUCGCCCGCCUCGCUCUGCCCAGGGGAUCCGCGGCCGGCUGCCGCCGCAGCAGCAUGUGGAGUCCGACCGAGGAGGAGAAAUACGGCGUGGUGAUAUGCAGCUUCCGAGGAGCUGUACCGCAAGGCUUGGUCCUGGAACUAGGUGAAACUGUCCAGAUCCUAGAGAAAUGUGAAGGCUGGUACAGAGGUGUUUCCAUUAAGAAGCCCAAUGUAAAGGGGAUUUUUCCUGCAAACUAUAUUCACUUGAAAAAGGCAAUCGUCAGUAACAGAGGGCAAUAUGAAACAGUUGUUCCACUUGAAGAUUCUGUUGUGACUGAAGUCACAGCAACACUGCAGGAAUGGGCUGUGCUCUGGAAACAGCUGUAUGUGAAACAUAAGGUAGAUCUUUUCUACAAACUGCGGCAUGUGAUGAAUGAACUCAUAGACCUACGCAGACAGCUGCUGUCAGGGCACUUGACACAGGAUCAGGUGCGAGAGGUGAAGAGGCACCUCACAGUGAGGCUGGACUGGGGCAAUGAACAUUUGGGCCUAGAUUUAGUUCCUCGGAAGGACUUUGAGGUUGUGGAUUCAGAUCAGAUCAGUGUUUCAGAUCUUUAUAAAAUGCAUUUGUCAAGUCGACACAGUGUCCAGCAGAGCACAUCGCAGGUGGAUACAAUUCGUCAGCGUCAUGGGGAAGCUUGCCGUAUGCCAGUGCCUCAUCACUUCUUCCUCAGUCUGAAGAGCUUCACCUACAAUACAAUUGGAGAAGACACGGAUGUCUUUUUUUCUUUGUACGAUGUUAGAGAAGGCAAGCAGAUCAGUGAGAGGUUUAUGGUGAGGUUAAACAAGAACGGAGGCCCCAGGAAUCCAGAGAAGAUAGAUCGAAUGUGUGCACUUUUCACAGAUCUCAGCAGCAAGGACAUGAAGAGAGAUUUGUACAUAGUUGCCCAUGUAAUUCGAAUAGGUCGCAUGUUGCUAAAUGAUUCAAAAAAAGGCCCCCCUCAUUUACACUAUCGCCGCCCCUAUGGCUGUGCAGUAUUGAGCAUCAUGGAUGUACUUCAGUCAAUCUCUGAAAUAAAAGAAGAGAAGGAUUUUGUUCUCAAAGUUUACACGUGUAACAACGAAAACGAAUGGUGCCAGAUCCAUGAAAAUAUUAUUCGCAAGUCCAGCACCAAAUACACAGCACCCAGCUCAAACUAUGGACUUAUAAUAUCUCUUCAGCUUCUUCGUGGCGACAUGGAGCAGAUCCGAAGGGAAAACCCCAUGAUCUUUAACAGAGGCGUUUCUGUUACCAGGAAGCUGGGUUUUCCUGAUGUUAUAAUGCCAGGUGAUAUACGCAAUGACUUAUACCUGACAUUAGAAAAGGGAGACUUUGAAAGAGGUGGGAAAAGCGUGCAGAAGAACAUUGAAGUGACCAUGUAUGUGCUUUAUGCGGAUGGAGAAAUCUUGAAGGAUUGCAUCAGCCUGGGCUCAGGAGAGCCAAGCAGGAGUGCAUACCACUCGUUUGUCCUUUACCACAAUAACAGCCCUCGAUGGGGGGAAAUCAUCAAGCUGCCCAUCCCUAUAGACCGGUUCCGUGGGUCUCACCUCCGUUUUGAGUUCAGACAUUGCUCCACAAAAGACAAGGGAGAAAAGAAGCUCUUUGGUUUUGCAUUCACUCCGUUGAUGAGAGAUGAUGGCACUACCUUGUCGGAUGAUAUCCAUGAGCUUUAUGUUUAUAAGUGUGAUGAGAACAGCACAUUCAACAAUCACGCGCUGUACCUGGGGCUGCCUUGCUGCAAAGAGGACUACAAUGGCUGCCCCAACAUCCCGUCCAGCCUCAUUUUCCAGCGCAGCACCAAAGAGACCUUUUCAGUCUCCACACAGCUUUCUUCUACCAAACUGACCCAGAAUGUGGAUUUGCUUGCCCUACUGAAAUGGAAAGCUUACCCAGAUCGUGUGAUGGACAUUCUAGGAAGACUGAGACAUGUCAGUGGCGAGGAAAUUGUUAAGUUCCUACAAGAUAUUCUCGACACAUUGUUUGUAGUUUUGGAUGACAACACAGAAAAGUAUGGUCUGUUGGUCUUUCAGUCUUUGGUAUUCAUCAUAAAUCUGCUGCGUGACAGCAAGUAUUUUCAUUUUCGACCUGUGAUGGACACUUACAUUCAGAAGCACUUUGCAGGAGCGCUGGCUUACAAAGAACUGAUCCGAUGUUUGAAGUGGUACAUGGACCGUUCAGCUGAGCUUGUACGCCAAGACCACAUCCAGGAAGCGAUGAGAGCCUUGGAAUAUCUUUUCAAGUUCAUUGUCCAAUCUCGGAUCCUUUACUCCAGAGCUACUUGUGGAAUGGAGGAGGAACAGUUCCGCUCCAGCAUCCAGGAGCUUUUCCAGUCCAUCAGAUUUGUGCUCAGCUUGGACAGCAGGAGCUCUGAGACUCUCAUCUUCACACAGGCCUCUCAGCCUGGAGGGCAGGCGAGCGGAGCUGGGACAUGUGCCCCACAAAAAUGUGGUGGUACUUCAAGGCCGUCAUUUAAUUCUGCUGCUUUGCUGAACUCCUUCCCCGCUAUCUUUGAUGAGCUGUUGCAGAUGUUCACUGUGCAGGAGGUAGCAGAGUUCGUGAGGGGUACCCUGGGCAGCAUGCCCAGUACAGUACACAUUGGGCAAUCGAUGGAUGUUGUUAAGCUACAGUCUAUUGCACGCACUGUUGACAGCCGCCUGUUCUCCUUCUCAGAGUCCCGGCGCAUCCUGCUACCUGUAGUUCUUCACCACAUUCACCUUCACCUACGACAGCAGAAGGAGCUACUUAUCUGCUCUGGGAUCCUCAGUAGUAUCUUCUCCAUAAUCAAGACCAGCUCUUUGGAGGGAGAUGUCGUGGAGGAGGUUGAGAUGAUGGUGGAGAGCCUCCUGGAUGUGCUUUUACAAACUCUGCUUACAAUCAUGAGUAAAUCGCAGUCUCAGGAGGCGGUAAGAGGGCAGCGUUGCCCGCAGUGCACAGCAGAAAUCACUGGAGAAUACGUCUCCUGCCUUUUAUCUUUGCUUCGUCAGAUGUCAGACACUCAUUUCCAGCACUUACUGGACAACUUCCAAAGCAAGGAUGAACUAAAGGAGUUCCUCCUGAAGAUUUUCUGUGUAUUUCGGAACCUGAUGAAAAUGAGUGUCUUUCCUCGAGACUGGAUGGUGAUGAGAUUGCUCACCAGCAAUAUCAUAGUUACAACAGUUCAGUACCUGUCUUCUGCACUGCAUAAGAAUUUCACGGAAACGGACUUUGAUUUUAAAGUGUGGAACUCUUACUUCAGCCUGGCAGUUUUGUUUAUAAACCAGCCAAGUCUCCAACUAGAAAAUGCCACACCAGCAAAGAGGAAGAAGAUUCUGGAUAAAUAUGGCGAUAUGAGAGUGAUGAUGGCAUACGAGCUCUUCAGCAUGUGGCAGAACCUGGGUGAGCAUAAGAUUCACUUUAUUCCGGGAAUGAUUGGCCCCUUUCUUGGUGUUACACUUGUUCCACAACCAGAAGUCCGGAAUAUCAUGAUCCCCAUCUUCCAUGACAUGAUGGACUGGGAACAGAGAAAGAAUGGCAACUUCAAACAGGUGGAAGCUGAGUUGAUCGAUAAGCUGGACAGCCUGGUAUCCGAAGGAAAAGGUGAUGAGAACUACAGGGAACUCUUCAGCCUGCUAACCCAGCUCUUUGGGCCUUAUCCCAGUUUGCUGGAGAAGAUUGAGCAGGAAACAUGGCGGGAGACUGGAAUCUCUUUUGUUACAUCAGUUACUCGUCUCAUGGAGCGUCUGCUUGACUACAGGGACUGUAUGAAAGGAGAUGAAACAGAAAACAAGAAAAUCGGCUGCACUGUUAACCUUAUGAAUUUCUAUAAAUCUGAAAUUAACAAGGAAGAGAUGUACAUCCGCUAUAUCCACAAGCUGUGUGACAUGCACUUACAGGCUGAGAACUAUACAGAGGCUGCAUUUACUUUGCUUUUGUACUGUGAGUUGCUUCAGUGGGAGGACAGACCUCUGAGAGAGUUCCUGCAUUAUCCAUCUCAGUCAGAGUGGCAACGUAAGGAAGGUCUGUGCCGUAAGAUUAUCCAUUACUUCAACAAAGGGAAGAGCUGGGAGUUUGGAAUCCCGCUGUGCAGAGAACUGGCCAUACAGUAUGAAAGUCUCUAUGAUUAUCAGAGCCUCAGCUGGAUUCGGAAAAUGGAAGCUACCUAUUACGAUAACAUCAUGGAACAGCAGCGCUUAGAACCUGAGUUUUUCAGAGUUGGUUUUUAUGGUCGGAAAUUCCCAUUUUUCCUGCGGAACAAAGAAUAUGUAUGUCGGGGCCAUGACUAUGAGAGGCUGGAAGCCUUCCAGCAGAGGAUGCUAAGUGAGUUCCCACAAGCCAUUGCAAUGCAGCAUCCAAACCACCCAGAUGACUCUAUAUUGCAGUGUGAUGCCCAAUAUUUACAGAUCUAUGCAGUGACUCCUAUCCCAGACAAUAUAGAUGUGCUGCAAAUGGACCGUGUCCCUGAUCGCAUAAAGAGCUUUUACCGAGUCAACAACAUCCGGAAAUUCCGCUACGACAGGCCCUUCCACAAAGGCCCAAAGGACAAGGAGAAUGAAUUUAAGAGCUUGUGGAUUGAACGUACCACUCUGACCCUGACUCACAGUUUGCCUGGGAUCUCUCGUUGGUUUGAAGUGGAGAGAAGAGAACUGGUUGAAGUAAGUCCUUUGGAAAAUGCCAUUCAAGUGGUUGAGAACAAAAACCAGGAGCUGAGAACACUGAUAAGCCAGUACCAGCAUAAACAAAUGCAUGGUAACAUUAAUCUUCUCAGCAUGUGUCUGAAUGGAGUGAUUGAUGCAGCUGUUAAUGGGGGAAUUGCACGAUACCAGGAGGCCUUUUUUGAUAAAGAUUAUAUCACAAAGCACCCUGGAGAUGCAGAGAAGAUCACACAGCUCAAGGAACUCAUGCAGGAACAGGUACAUGUCUUAGGAGUGGGUCUGGCAGUCCAUGAGAAAUUUGUACACCCAGAAAUGCGUCCCCUGCAUAAGAAACUGAUAGACCAGUUCCAGAUGAUGCGAUCCAGUCUGUACCAUGAGUUACCUGGUUUGGAUAAGCUGAGUCCAGCCUGUUCUGGCACUAGUACGCCACGCAGCAAUGUUCUGGUUUCGCAUGGACCUAUGAGCCCAGAGAGCAUAAAGCUGAUGCAUCGACACAGCCCACUGAACUUGCUCGGUUCAGUCCGACACUCAUCGUCCUCUCUGUCGUCCCACACCUCCAGUGAAACAGGAAACCUGGUUAUCCUAACAGACAGUUCUGUGGGGGAGACUGCUGAGGAUAUGUACCACAUGCAGCUUGUUUACCCUAACUCCAGGUACCAAGGCUCAGUCACCAACGUCUCUGUUUUAUCCUCGUCCCAGGCUAGCCCUUCCACCUCAAGCCUGAGCUCUACUCACUCGGCACCAUCCCAGAUGAUUAACUCUGCCCCUUCCAGUGCUCGAGUGCUGGUGAAAGGUGCUGGAUUGACAACACUGGAGGCUGAAGCCCUCUAUUUAUCCACAGAACAGAUACAGCAUGGGCGGCAGCCAUGCAAGCUUCCCCACGCUGCCCCCACCAAUGUGCCUCAUCUCUGUCCUGGAGGGACCACCUCUAGAGAUAAGUACCGCCACUCUCGGGAGAUGAUGAUGUUGCUGCCAACCCAUCGGGACCGACCUAGCAGUGCCAUGUAUCCCACAGCUAUCAUGGAAAAUGGACAGCCUCCAAAUUUCCAGCGCGCCUUGAUCCAGCAAAUGAUUGGGCCAUGCAAACCUUGCAGUGAUCCCAACCUGUCUGUGGCUGAGAAAGCUGUGCCAGCAGCGCCCAGUAGCUGGAGCCUAGACAGCGGAACCAGAGAGGCCCUUCCAUUCCUGUCUGCCCACGUUGGGAGCAUCUUGGCCCCACCAGUGCCUCCCCGAAGCCUGCCCCAUGGACACUACUCACUGCACUUUGAUGCCUUCCAUCACCAGCUCAGUGAUGCUCCUCCGGCACUGCCUGCACGAACAUUGCGCAAGUCCCCUCUUCAUCCUAUCCCUGCAUCACCCACCAGUCCGCAGUCUGGUCUAGAUGGAAGUAACUCCACUUUAUCCGGCAGUGCCAGCAGUGGUGUCUCUUCCUUGAGUGAGAGCAAUUUUGGACAUUCUUCUGAACCACCUCCUCGCACAGACACCAUGGAUUCUGUCCCCAGCCAGGCCUGGAACACUGAUGAAGAUCUGGAGACACCCUACCUCCCUGUCAGGUACAGUCUCUCUGAGCCUGAUGUCCUAGAGUCGCUCAAAUCCCAGCCAUGCCGAAGCCACUCUGCUCCAUCUGGAGUCAUUCCUCAGGACACCAUGGACCCUCCUGCUCUACCCCCCAAACCUUACCACUCCCGGCUGCCAAACAUGGAGAAUGAGGAGGGAAUGAUAAUUGAAGAUGAUGACAAACACCGCCCAUUGCAUCGUAAAGUAUCCCAACCAGUGAGUGGUGGAAAGGAAGAGCAGGCCAGGGUAGCAUGGGAGCAUGGCAUCAGUGAGCAGUAGGGACAACUCCUGGCAAGCAGCUCACAUAGUCAUUCCUUCUACAAAGGAGAGAUAAGGACUCGGAGAACAGCAAACCGAUUUUCUACUGCCGCAAGUUUAUGUCUGGAGCCCACAAAAGCAACUGGGCCAGCAUGGGAGGUUGCUGCUUUCCUUUUUAAUUUCUUUUUACACCUUUCCGUUACAUUUUUUAACUUUCUGUGCAGUGGACAGUUUGUUCCUUCUGCAGUUUCUUAACCACAUCGUAUGGCACACAAGCCAUAGAGACUUGCAGAAGCUGAAAAAUACAAUUUUAAGCAGAGGGGGGGGAAAGGGGGGAAUGUGGCAAGUUCAUUUUGAAACUGCUUUCCUCCCAGUUCUGAGACGCACAUGAGUAGAAGCAGUUGCACUAGGGACAUAUUUCUUUGCUGUACAGAAGUGAAAGCUCAUUGCUGAAAUCAGGGAUUCUAUGAACUGUCAGGCUUGAAGGUGCAUGAGCUGCAGGCAGUGGAAAGAUGGCAAUUCUAAGAAGAAAUUGGCUCUUUUGAGAGCAGGAUUGUACAUAUCUGUGCAGUGAUCUCCCUGCAUUGGUUCAUAGGUGCUGAGGCAAUCUAACCAGUGCUGAUGCACUGAUUUCCAAGAUAUCAUUUCCAACAAACUCUGCCUCCUCUGUUUUUUAUGUACUGUUUGAUUUCUUAAAUUUUGCUUUCACUGGCUAAACCAACCUGCUUUCUCAUUGGAAUCAUAUGCUAUUCAUCUGCGCUACAGAAUGAGAGGGGGUUAGUAGCCAUUGGAGCUACAACCUAAUUGUAGGCCUUUCCCAUGCCCAACUUUGGGCAGGCUGUUGACACCAGCAUUUCUAUUCCAGUUUAAAAAAUAAAACAAAAACAACCAAAUUGAGUUUCUCAUGCCACAGCUGGUUAAUGACCCAGCCAGUAAAGAAAAGGUGGCUUAAAUGCAUCAUAUUCAACAAUCCUUGCCUCAGGGCUGAACAUCACAAUCCUCACCAACUUCCAUCACCCAGGAGCUGAGAUUCAUUCCCUGUUAACAUAAUGUCCUCAGUCCCUCCCAAAAACUCACUACAGCUGGUGUGCAGAAAGAAUCUCCAUUUCUCACAGCAGACAGAAAAAAACCAAGACUCAAGAAAGGCCCAGUAUAUAGUGUACACCCUAGAGUCAGGGAUCUUAAAGGCAACCUGUAAAGAAGAAAUGUUUGUUUCCUCUUUUGCUUCUUUAGAAUGUAUAAAGAAGCUUUAAGAGCUUCUUCUCUCUCUUCUGGAAGGUUGAUUUUUUUUUUUUUCUUUUUCUCCUCAAGCAGCAAUACAGCCUUUCCCCACCACACACACCUUUUUUUAUUGAGAGGCUCCAGAAAGGGCUAAAGAACCAACCCAAAACCAAGAAACAGAACUAUGCACAGGUGAAGACAGUACAAGUCUAUGAACAUAAAACAAGCCUUUUAAUCAGUAUUUGCUUAGUUCAGUACAUGACAAACCAGGAGAAAAGUCUGUGGGUAACAGAGCCAAGAUCUGUUCUUUGAAAAGAACACUAAGAAAUCUUUUAUUCCUAUUUUCAUAUUUUUCAAGAAACUUUCAAUCAAAAGAGUAUCAAGUAUUUAAUGUUUUUAGAUAAACAAGCAAUGUUCCUUCCUCCUACCAUGCCCCACACACAUUUUAGCCUUCCUUAUAACCCUUUCCACCUGCAGAUUGCAAAGCACACUCCAGAGGAUGGUAACAGACCACCCUCUUUCUUACCGCUGAAAAAUCUGAAGCACAUUCAAGUAAGACUUACCUCCACCAAAUAAAUUAGUGUCAGAAACAGGAAUAGCACUCAACUUUGAUAUUGAAUUCUUGCCCUAAUCACUCAGUUUUUCAUGCUACAAACAGCAUAAAGAAGCAAAAAAAGGAUAUUCUAAAUCUUUUACAGGUCACCUUUAGCACUACCUCUAAAUACAGUGACUGGGCAGAGUACGUUGCUUCUGAACUCUCCUAAAGAUGAUCUGUCUGGGCUCAGCAGUCGUAUGAAGGGGAUUUUAAGAGGAUUUGUUUAUUUUCUUUCUCAAGCUCUAGCCCAUGCAAAACCACUGAGUUACAGAUUUGUUUCUUAAAUGGCCUGUUUGGCUGGAACAAAGUCUCUCUUGCUUCCUCUAUUUUGUUACUAACGCAGGCUGCUUGUAAUCAUUAUAUCCUUCACACUUAAGACAAUGAUAAUAAAACCUGGACUAUAGUGGAUGUUUCAUCUUUAGUGGGAAGGAGAGUCUUCCAAUGCUAGGACAGUCCUAAAUGUUAAUGAACCAAGCCAGAUCUCUGAUAUAGAACACAUGUAUGAAAACUCAACUCAAAAUUAUGCUUUCAGUAAAGGUAAGUCAAGGUAAUUCCUUAGAAAUGAAUGAAAUAUUUUCACAUAUGCUAUUCUCCAAUCUCACUAAGACUCUUCAAGUGAGGUUUUUAAGAGAACUAAGUAUUCAAUUCCAUCUCCCCUGCCCCCUUGGGGUUUUUUUUUUGGCAGGAAGAUUAAAAGUAGUAAAUGAAGUGACUUACUGAGCUUCCUUAUUGCAAAAAGACAGCAGGUCUUGCAAAUAAAACUUUGCAAAACCAAGAAUGCAACUAACAUGGGACUAAGUCCCAGUCAGCUGGAAAACCUGCCCACUAGAACUCUAAUCAGUCUCUCAAAACGUAUCAUCCUGCUCUGAUUAGAGACAUUGUACAACAGCAGUGAGUCCAUUUGGGAAGUCUGAGAUUACUAUGUAUUUGUAAGGGUUUGAAUAUCAAUCAGAUGAUGUAUACAAAUACCUAGUUUACGGCAGGUCCACACAGAGAAAGACAGAAUAAAUUGCUGAAUUUACUAAAUUUAAGCCUCUCUGGAGUUAAAUUUCUGUUACUGUUCUGAUAUCUACCAAAUAUUCUGUCUCCCUUUUCAGUGCUUGCCUUAAAGGGGGCAGAAGAUUGAAAGACUAUUAUUAAGAUUAAGAUUUUGUGAAUGUUGGAACUAAUACUUCUUGGAACUAAUACUUUUCUGUAGGGUGAGGUGUCUUAUAGCUAAGUAUAACUCCAACAUCAAGCUCAGUCCUGGAGUAGGUGGAAGCAACAGCAGUUGUUGCACUUGCCCAGCAGGAUUUGAAGAUUCCUUGUAUAAACCACAGCAACAGGAUGUUUUGAACAGGACCUUGUCAUUCUAUACUUGACUCUAAUUCAAACUUAGUAUGUACUUGCCUUCACUGGGUUUUCUUUGUGUAACAAAAUAGCAUGUGCAUUCCUGAGAAAAUUGGUGGAAUUCUGCUACAAAUCUCUCCAUCAUCAGUGUACCUGCUGGCCCCAUCUGAAACAAAAUUGAGAAGGAACUACAGUAGUAGAAGAAAAGCAAUUAAAACAAUUUCUCUGAAUCCUACAAUUUUUUUCCAAUGGUUGGGUUGGGUUUAUUACUGUGUGCAAGACUAAGAUUCUUUUCUGUCUUUUCCUCUGUUUGGUUUUUAGCUUACUUACCCUUUUUUAGGUAAGGGAUAUUGCAUAUCCCUUCUGUGGGAGAAUCAGCCAAAACUGGGGAGGCUGGAGAGAGCAAGAGCCUUUGGGAAACAAAUUAUGUGAUAUUUAAAAUUUCCUCUGAUCAUGCUUCUUUGUAAAUACCCCCAUUUGAAUGCUGUGUAUUUGUACAGGAAAUUGAGCAAAAAAUGUAUAGAUUGUGAUGUCUGACUGGUAUUCUGCCCUGUAAAUGUGUUUUUAACCUCUGGCAUUCUGUGCUUAUUUAAAAAAGGCAAAAACCUCUAACCACUUCUCUUUUGUGUAUUCAUGUUUAAAAUAAAAUGAAAACAGCUAUCUUAUCUAUAAUGGAAAUCAAAUUUAAAAGGAAAAAAAUAAUUUGUACAAGUGUCCUAAAGGUACUUCAUUGUAUAUAUUGUGAUAGCAUGUUUCCAGAACCAACAAAUAAGUGGUGUGAAUUUUAGAUGUAAAUAUCUGCCGUUUGUUUUGGGUUUCUUUCCCUUACCCAUUCACUCGACUGCUGUGAUGUGGAAUUAAAGAUUAAUACCUGAUAUUAAAA